Molecule: messenger RNA, 1401 nt
Organism: Lachancea lanzarotensis
Lineage: Eukaryota; Fungi; Ascomycota; Saccharomycetes; Saccharomycetales; Saccharomycetaceae
Gene: TFA1
Product: LALA0S02e01574g1_1
Exons: 1
Coding region: 1-1401 (466 amino acids)
Biological process (GO): transcription initiation at RNA polymerase II promoter; transcription open complex formation at RNA polymerase II promoter
Cellular component (GO): transcription factor TFIIE complex
Source: RefSeq, a predicted model, not a curated record
AUGGACCGUCCCAUUGAUGAAAUUGUCAAGAACCUUCUCAAGUUCGUUGUCAGAGGCUUCUAUACUGGAACUUACGUUUUAGUUGUAGAUGCUAUUCUCUUCCAUUCCGUUUUGUCAGAAGAAGAUCUGGCACAUCUGUUGGGAAUAAAAAGGCCAGAACUUCGUGGACUACUCACUAAGCUUCUGGAAGACCGGAUGAUUGCAGUACACUCUCAGCAGGAAUUUCAUUUCAAUACCAGAAGCAUUAAAAGAUACUAUUACUACAUCAAAUACCCACAGGCAAUAGACGCAAUCAAAUGGAAGGUUCACCAAAUCGUGUCUCGGCUAAAAGAUGAUCUAGACAGAAAUUCUGCUCCUCAGGGAUACAUGUGUCCCGUUUGCCACACGAAAUAUUCGCAACUCGAGGCGGUGUCGUUGCUGAAUUAUGAGAAAACACAGUUUUUAUGCAGUUUGUGCGAAGAACCCUUGGUAGAAGACGACUCUGGUAAAAAAUCUAAGGAAAAGCAGAUGAAACUGAACAGACUCAUGGAUCAGGUACAGCCAGUUAUCGAUUAUCUGAAAAAAAUCGAUGAUUCAAGAAUCGAGGAAAACACUUUUGAGACAUCGUUGGCGAGAUUGAUCCCACCACAAAACAAUUCUGUUGCGUCUUACACAGUGAACCCAAGAUCCAAGAAAAGUAAAAUGUUCACCCCUGGCGAUAAUACGAACUCUGCUCUGGACAAUGCCAGCAGUAUCAGGGCCGGCGCAAAGUCUCAGGCCACCUUGCAUGUCAAUAUCACAACCGCGACAGAUGAGCAGGUCCGCAGCGAGCGCCAAGAAAGAGAAAUGGAGGAAAAGAGGAAGCAAAAUGCUUUGCCUGCGUGGCAUGAACAGAGUACGGUUGGAAAGGCUGCUUUGGGCAGGCUUGACAAGGACGACGAAGCCAUGCCUGCAGCCUCACCGCAGGCAAACGAAGAAAUUCAAGAUCCACAACUUUCUGAAGAAGGUGACGGCUCAUUCACGAACGUGGAGCUCGUGGCACCGGCACAGCCGCUAACCCAAAAGGAGGUGGAAGAAAAAGAAGCCGAGAGAACCUUGGCGGAUUACUACGCGCAAUUGGCCAGGAAACAAGCCAUGGAAGACGAAGAAGACGAGGGCGAGGAAGCUGUCGAGGAUGGGGAAGACGGAAUGGACUACGAUGUGGAGUUUGAGGAUGUGAGCAGCGAAAACGAAAACGGCGCAGAAAAUGGCAGCGGCGGAAAUAACGACUCUGCUGUUAAGGAAAAUACAGCUGGAACCGUGGAUACAUCCCAGGUCAACAAAAAAGCAGAGGGGGUUGAAAAUGAGGCAAGCAGAAAUGGUACAACAAAAGCAGAAGAAAUAGAGGAUGAAGACAUGGACGCUGAAUUUGAAGACGUUUGA